Messenger RNA from Acanthopagrus latus (yellowfin seabream), 1474 nucleotides. Its product is annotated as protein C19orf12 homolog. The coding region runs from base 569 to 994 and encodes 141 amino acids. Lineage: Eukaryota; Metazoa; Chordata; Actinopteri; Spariformes; Sparidae. The record is from RefSeq and is a predicted model, not a curated record. The transcript is spliced from 4 exons.
AGUCACAUGUACCACGGGUUGCUAGAGCUAAACUCUCCGUUUGCUGCUGUAUUCUGAACAGUUGGCUAAUGUAGCCCAUGUUAUAACCAAUUCCAUUACCGUUCCAAUACAUGAUAGUUAUUAUGUUUAUAGUUAAAGGCUAUAUGAGCGAGGAGACUAUGGACAAAGUAAUGCCAAACAAGCUGACCCCAACUCUUCUUCAGUUCCAGAUAACAACCUACUCCAAACACAAGCCAUUGCCUCGCUGUGUGCGCACGCGCAGGCUACUUGCAGGCAUUUCAGUAAGCCUAUACGCAGUUUUAAAGUUGUCUAAGGGUAAAAAAAUAUUUAAAAAAUCUUAGAAAACAGAACUAUACAGAACCAUUCUGAAGUCAAUCUUUGUUUCUCAUGCAUUUUUCAAUCAUGAAAUUGGAUAAAGCCGUUUAAUUACCGCCUCAGCUCACGAAGUAGGCGAAUGCUGAUUCCCAUCAUACAUUGCAACGGUACGUUUUGAGCAAAGCCGAAUGCAUGUGAGGAACAAACAUCUCUUUGCAUAUUAGGGAGAAGAUUAAAGUGUCUCAAUGCAGGGAUGGCUCCGCGAGUGGAUGAUGUCAUGCGCCUGUGCUAUGAAAUAUCAGCUCACGAUCAGAUCAAGGUCGCAGUGAAAAACUCCACCAAAGGAGCGGUGGUGGCAGGAGGAACUGCCUUUGUAGGCGGGCUGGUUGCUGGACCUGCAGGGAUAGCUGUUGGUGGAGCAGUCGGCGGUCUCUUGGGCAGCUGGCUGACCAGCGGGCAGUUCAGGCCUCUGCCUCAAAUCCUGAUGGAACUGCCACCUAACCAGCAAAAGAAGCUCUAUAAUGACGUCGUGGCUGUCUUAGGCAGCCUGAAUUGGACGGACGCAGCCCAGCUCAUCGCCCUCGUGAUGGGUAAUGCCACCCUUCAGCAGCAGGUCACUGCUGCGCUGCUCAACUACAUCACAAAGGAACUUAGAGCAGAGGUGCGUUAUCAGGACUGAGUCAUGGUUACACAUGGACUUUUCAGGAUGGUCCCGGCUGCCAAACACAACAUAUUUUUAUACAAAUCACUGGACAGUCAUCAUAGAAACCUACCCGUGGAUGGAUAGUGAAGCAUUUACAAAUAAUGUUUUGUAUGAUAAAGUGAUGGUUAUUUUCUUAUGCCUAGGAGUCAUUUAUUCGGGAUUAGAAUGUCAUAUCUUUAUUCCCACACUCUGCAUCAGGGUGUUUUAAUACACAUGUCAGCCAGAUCAUUAAAACCACUGACGAGUGGUUGAUCAUCUCAUUACAAUGCACAUUGUGCUGGGAAUUUUUGAGUCCUGGCAUUCACGUGUAUGCCACUUGACAUAACCCACCCAACCAAACACUGUUGCAGACAUGACCGUUGUCAUUCAGUAGUUUUAAUGUUAUGGCUGAUCGUUGUAUGCCACUGCUUGUAUAUUACAAUUAAAGUAAACAUUGGAAGCUAUUGUGGUUUUUAA